AUGGGAUUCUUUUCAUCUGGAGGUGGUGGAAAGUAUUUGUAUGUCAAAGUAAGCACUAUGGAUGCCGACCUGGAGAAAAUAACUAUGGAGCCAGACUGUACAGGACGACAGCUGUUUGAUACAGUUUGCAGGAUUAUCGGUCUAAGAGAGAUUUGGUUUUUUGGUUUGCAGUUUGUGAACAAAAAGGGGAUUCCAUGUUGGUUACAAAUGGAUAAAAAGAUAAUUAAGCAGGAAGUACCAAAGCAGGAGGAUAGUUCGAUGCAUCUCAUAUUUCUUGUGAAGUUUUACCCAGAAGAUGUUGAAGAGGAACUAAUACAGGAUAUAACGCGCCAUCUUUUCUUCCUUCAAAUCAAACAAAGUAUUUUAAGUAUGCAGCUAUAUUGCUCGGCCGAAGCAUCUGUUCUUCUUGCAUCUUAUGCUGUACAGGCGAUUCAUGGUGACUGUGUGGAGAGUUCGAAGUUGCAGUUAAGUGAAUUAUUGCCAGAAUGCGUAAUCAAACAGUAUGAUAUGACACCACAGAUGUGGGAAGAACGCAUCAAACGGUGGUGGAUAAAUAAUAGUGGACAAAGCAGGGAAGAUGCAGAAAUGGAGUAUCUACGAGUUGCACAGGAUUUAGAGAUGUAUGGAAUUCAGUACUACCCUAUAUGUAACAGUAAAGAAACAGAUUUAACGCUUGGUGUAUCAGCACAAGGAAUUGGAAUUUAUAAAGAAUCUAAUAGAAUUACACCACGGCCAUUCUUUUCUUGGAGCGAAAUCAAGAACAUUUCAUUCAAGAAUAAAGUCUUUAACAUGAGGACAAUGGACAAGAGCACGAUCACAUUUCGUGCAAAAGAUAUCUCUAUCAAUAUGAGCAUAUUAGAUUUGUGCGUUGGUACCCAUAAUUUAUACCUCCGAAGACGUCAACCAGAUUUGCUCGAAGUACAGCAAAUGAAAGCUCAGGCGAAAGAGCAGAGAAUUAGACGAAUUCAAGAACAAAAUCGUUUAUCUCGUGAGCGGGAGCAACGUAUGCAGGCAGAAGCGGAACGAGACCGAUAUAAAAAUGAAAUAGCUGCAAUUAAUGAGCAACUACGUAACAUGAAGGAAGCUAUGAAGAAAACCGAAGAAAAUGCGCAUUUGAUGGCAGAAAAAGCGCGAGUAUCGGAAGAGGAAGCUCUCGUACUAUCAAAAAGAGCCAGCGAGGCUGAAGCAGAAUGCCAGCGUAUGAAACUUUCACAAAUCAAGGCAGAGGAAACGAAAAUGUCUCUGGAGCGGAAAGCACGUGAUGCCGAACUUUGGGCUCAUCGUUUAAUGUAUGAAACAGAACGUCAUGGUUACGAUCCGUAUUUGUGCCGUGCACAUUUAUAUGACUCUGAAUCGAGCAUCAUUGUUUGUAAAGAAAGAAGCAUUGUCGAUCCAUCAAAUAAUUGUCCAUCAUCCGAUCCAUCAAGUAACUGUCCACCACCCGAUCCAUCAAGUAAUUGUCCACCACUCGAUCCAUCAAGUAAUUGUCCACUACCCGAUCCAUCAAGUAAUCAAAUAGUACCAAAUGAUCUUUUGUUUUUAAAGACAGAAAUUGAAAAAUCCAGGUGUCUCGAAGAUUGGUUAUCAGCAUACGCUUUACCUGUCCCCCAGCGUUACAUCAGUCAUCAUCGUUUGGUGUCAUCGUCAAGCAGUGGCGAUGGUGAUUACGUGCAUUAUUUGGAUGACGAUCCAAACUUUACCGCUACUGUCACACCGAUUAUUAAAACACAGCCAUCAUUGUUUAUAAAGAAACAAGCAUUACUGAAUUGUCCGCCACCUGAUCCAUCCAGUAAUCAAAUGAUGCCAAAUGAUCUCUUGUCUUUACGGACAGAAAUUGAAAAAUCCAGAGCUGACUAUAAUGAAAAGAAAAAAAACCUCCAAGAAAUUAUGACGGAAUUUCGGAAUGAAAUUGAGAGUCUAAAGGUUGUGGAUCGCCAGUCAGAACAUGAUCGAAUUCAUGCAACCAAUGUACAAAUGGGUAUUGAUAAGUAUUCCACACUGAGAAAGAGCGGUGCUGGAGCAACGAAGACUCGCGUGCAGGUGUUUGAUGGGCUAUAA
Cercopithifilaria johnstoni is the source of this 2058-nucleotide messenger RNA. NCBI's taxonomy places the organism in Eukaryota, Metazoa, Nematoda, Chromadorea, Rhabditida, Onchocercidae. The record is from the annotation of a GenBank genome assembly.